Arvicanthis niloticus (Nile rat) is the source of this 132-nucleotide messenger RNA. NCBI's taxonomy places the organism in Eukaryota, Metazoa, Chordata, Mammalia, Rodentia, Muridae. The record is from RefSeq and is a predicted model, not a curated record.
AUGGCAGACAAGCAUGACAUGGGGAAAAUCACAAGCUUCGACACGGCCAAACUGAAAACAAAUGAGAUCGCAGAAGAAUACCUACCGACCAAAGAGACAAUUGAACAGGAAAAGAGGAGUGAAAUUUCCUGA